Molecule: messenger RNA, 739 nt
Organism: Tribolium madens (black flour beetle)
Lineage: Eukaryota; Metazoa; Arthropoda; Insecta; Coleoptera; Tenebrionidae
Exons: 3
Coding region: 71-658 (195 amino acids)
Source: RefSeq, a predicted model, not a curated record
CUGACAUUUAUACACAAACUGAUCUUCCUUUCAUUCAAGGCUUUUAAUUUUUGUGAGUUGAGUGAUUGAGAUGCUAAUGAAACUGUUACUCACAGUGGAACUGUAUUUGGUAUUUGUUUGCUUCAUCUUAGUUGAGAAAAAUGAGACUAAAUCCAGUGAAAUUGAAGUAGAAGAAGAUCGGAAAAUUCUUGAAGAAAGUGUAAAACUUUAUGGCUCGCCACGAUCUACAACUACCCUCAAUUUGCCAGGCCCUCAACUAACUAGAAGCUUUCUAGAUGAUGUAUCCACACAAGUUAAAUUUAAUAAUAGUGGAACGGGAAAUUAUACUUUUGAGUUUUUUUCGAAAGAGGACAAAUUUGCCUAUCUGGGACGCUACGAAGUUGGCGAAUUGAAGACAAUUGGUAAUGAAACAAUUCAAACAGUUCGAGGACAAUUUUCUGAAAAAAUUCAAGUAGCGGAAGACAUAUUUUAUAUUAGAACUAUUGGAUAUGCAGCCGACCAAAAUGGUUACCAACCGUUUUUACUAGACCUUUCAAAAGUCAAAACUACAUACAAGUUGGUUCCUGCAAUUGCCCAUUUAGUGGGAGCGCCAAUGGGGCCAAAAAUUGCGAUUUCAUCCACUGUCAUAACAACGUUAUUAGGAGGAAAUCUGGGCUGAUAAAAAAAAAUUUGCUUUCCAAAAAAAAAGAAACAAACGAUAAUUCCAUUUAUUAAUAAAAAACUUUUUUUGUAGGUUUUA